AUGAAUGAUAUUAGAACGAGAAUUAAACUAGAGGAUACUGAACUUCUAAAUACAACAUCAACAAAUUUUCCUGGUAAUUAUCCCGGUUAUGAUGAUCGUUUAAAUCUAGAUGAAUUUCGAAAAAAUUUACAAAUUCAAAUAUCUCAUUUGGAUAAUACAACAACUGAAUUUGAUAUAAUUGGUAUUGAUGCAUCUAUUACUAAUGCAUUCCGUCGUAUACUUAUUGCUGAACUUCCAUCAAUGGCUAUUGAAAAAGUUCAUGUAACAGAAAAUUCAUCCGUCUUACCAGAUGAUGUUCUUGCACAUCGUCUUGGUUUAAUUCCAUUACGUGCUAAUGCACGAUUAUUUGUUGAUAAAACUCCUGGCGACACAAAAGAACAUGAAGAUGAUACAUUAGUUUUCAAAUUAAAAGCUACAUGUAAGAAAAAUCCUAAAGCAACAGAUGGAAAUGAUGAUCCAAAAAAUCUUUAUAUUAAUAGCAGUGUUUAUACUGAACAUAUGGAAUGGAUACCUAUUGGAAAUCAAGCAACGAAGUUUAAAAUGGAUGAUGUUGGACCAGUAUUUAAUGAUAUUCUAGUUGUAAAACUUCGUCCCGGUCAAGAAAUUGAUCUUAAACUUGUUUGUCAUAAAGGUAUUGGUCGUGAUCAUGCAAAAUUUUCACCUGUUUGUACAGCAUCGUAUCGUUUGAUGCCUGAAAUAGUUCUAAAAAAACCAAUAUACGAUAAAGAUGCGGAACAAUUACAAAAAUGUUUUACACAAGGUGUUAUCGAACUUGAAGAUGAUAAUAAUGGUCGUCGUCAUGCUGUUGUAUCCAAACCUCGUCUUGAUAUGUGUAGUCGAGAAGCACUUCGUUAUCCUGAAUUAAAAGAUCGUAUUGAAUUAAAUAAAAUUCGUGAUCAUUUCAUAUUUAGUAUCGAAAGUGCAGGUGCUUUAUCACCUGAUCAACUCUUUAUCGAUUCUAUUAAAUUGUUAAUGUCUAAAUGUGAUCGAUUAUUACAAGAAAUCGAUGGUAAUACAAACAAUUAA
Molecule: messenger RNA, 1026 nt
Organism: Adineta steineri
Lineage: Eukaryota; Metazoa; Rotifera; Eurotatoria; Adinetida; Adinetidae
Source: the annotation of a GenBank genome assembly